UGUUGCGACGAAGAAUACAGACUGGUGCGACACCUGAUGACGCGGUAUGACGCCUCUGUGAGGCCCGUAGAGAACUCCUCACAACCUCUCCUCGUCACCUUCGGAGUGUCACUGCAUCAUAUCAUCGAUGUGGAAGAAAAAGACCAGCUACUAACCACCAACUGCUGGAUCACGCAAAUCUGGACAGAUUACCACCUCAGGUGGAACACCAGUGACUUCGAUGGCAUUGGUGUCAUCAGAAUACCGUAUGAAAGGGUCUGGAGACCCGACAUCAUACUCUAUAAUAAUGCGGAUCCAAACUAUCGGUCAGCAGUGAUCAACACGAACGUGAUAGUGAAGCACACAGGAGAGGUGACGUGGCUCAGCCACGGCAUCUACGUGUCUGUAUGCGACAUCAAUGUGGAGCAGUUCCCGUUUGAUGUUCAGCUGUGCACCAUGAAGUGGGCUUCCUGGACUUAUGAUGGUUUUCAGUUGGACUUAAAAAAACAGUUCGACGAAGGUGACACAACGAAUUACCAAACUAACGGCGAGUUUGACCUCGUAAGCUUCGAAGCCAUCCGCCACGACCAGUACUACUCGUGCUGUGUGGAACCCUACCCUGACAUCACGUAUAUCAUCAAGCUACGGAGAAGACCUAUGUUCUAUGUCUUCAAUCUUAUUCUUCCUUGUCUACUUAUUAAUGGGAUUGCUCUGCUCGUGUUCUACGUGCCGUCGGAAUCAGGUGAAAAGGUGACCCUGGGCAUAAGUGCACUUCUGUCUAUGACCGUCUUCUUGAUGACUAUAAGAGACACAUUGCCGCCUACGGAGAAAACGCCUCUUAUUAGUUUAUAUUAUGGAGUAAGCACAUGCCUAGUUUCGUUCUCAGCGUCGCUCUCAGUCGUCACGCUCAACAUAUCUUACAGAGGAGUGAGAGGGCAGCCGGUGCCGGCGGUGCUGCGCGAGCUCGUGCUGCAGAGGCUCGCGCGCCUGCUCUUCAUCAACCUUGACACUGACGCACCCAAGGGUGACAGCGGCACGGUGACAUCGGGUGGGGUGCAGGUGAACCCCCGAACGGGGUCCCGGCUCAAGACGGAGGUGCGAUGCGACGGGGUUCCUCUAGCCCCCGCUUCACCGCGCUUCGCAAGGCACAAUCACAACCAUCUAGGUGCACCAACAACAAACAUGGCGGUACCAGGGACGGGUGGCACUACGACGACGCCCGACACUUGCGCAAACACGUGCCCGCGAUGCUCGUGCUGUGGCUGCACGCUGCGCGAAGCUGCGGCGCGUCACGAGCAGCGAGUGGCUGCUAAUGAGAGAUUGGAACGGGCUAAUUUGGAGUGGAAACAGGUGGCUGUAGUCGCUGACCGGGCGCUGCUGGCUGUGUUCGUGCUUGUCACUGCUAUUUCCACGGCGGCCAUCUUGUUGCCCCAACUAAACAACCUUCACGUCGGCAACACGCCUCUCAAACCCCCCAUUUAGAGUCACAGCAACAAACUAGGGUAACUAAAAAAAAUCUUCCGCCAACGAAUGUGUUAAAUGAAAAUAUGUGCCAAACUCAAACAGUGCCGCACUUUUUAGAUGAUA
Messenger RNA from Helicoverpa zea (corn earworm), 1566 nucleotides. RefSeq names its product neuronal acetylcholine receptor subunit alpha-10-like (gene nAChRa5). Gene Ontology annotation, molecular function: transmembrane signaling receptor activity; acetylcholine-gated monoatomic cation-selective channel activity. The record is from RefSeq and is a predicted model, not a curated record. NCBI's taxonomy places the organism in Eukaryota, Metazoa, Arthropoda, Insecta, Lepidoptera, Noctuidae. Bases 37 to 1461 code for a protein of 474 amino acids. Gene Ontology annotation, biological process: signal transduction; monoatomic ion transmembrane transport; nervous system process. Gene Ontology annotation, cellular component: postsynaptic membrane; neuron projection; synapse. The transcript is spliced from 10 exons.